Penaeus vannamei (Pacific white shrimp) is the source of this 996-nucleotide messenger RNA. Lineage: Eukaryota; Metazoa; Arthropoda; Malacostraca; Decapoda; Penaeidae. The record is from RefSeq and is a predicted model, not a curated record.
AUGUCUCAGAUUCGAUUUCAAGCCAGCAGUAUUUUGUCCAUAUUUAAGCCCCAAGAUGCAAUUAUUUCCUUGAAAUCAAUCCUUGAUAAUGCAAUCCCCCAAAAUUCAGCUUCAAUAUCCCACCCAAAAGUCAGCCCCAAGCUUCAGUCCCUUCCCCGAGACCCAAGCUUCAGCUAUCUAGCCCCAAAAGUCAUCCAGACCUCAAUAUCAAGCCCUAAGAGUGAGCCCGAGCCCCAAGAGCCAUCCCAGAGUUCAAAUCCUCCCCAAGAACCCGAGUCCCAAAACCCAAUCCCUUCCCCUUGUACCAGCCUCAAUAUCAAGGCCCCUAAGAGUGAGCCCCGAGCCCCAAGAGCAUCCCAGAGUUCAAAUCCCUCCCCAGAACCCCAGCCCCAAAACCCAAUCCCUUCCCCUUGUACCAGCUCAAAUACCAAGCCCCUAAGAGUCCAGCCCCGAGCCCCAAGAGCCAUCCCAGAGUUCAAAUCCCUCCCCAAGAACCCGAGUCCCAAACCCAAUCCCUUUCCCUUGUACCAGCCUCAAUAUCAACCCCUAAGAGUGAGCCCCGAGCCCCAAGAGCCAUCCAGAGUCCAAAUCCCUCCCCAGAACCCCGAGUCCCCAAAAACCCAAUCCCUUCCCCUUGUACCAGCCUCAAUACCAAGCCCCCUAAGAGCCAGCCCCGAGCCCCAAGAGCCAUCCCAGAGUUCAAAUCCCUCCCCCAGAACCCCGAGUCCCAAAAACCCAAUCCCUUCCCCUUGUACCAGCUCAAUACCAAGCCCUAAGAGUCAGCCCCGAGCCCAAGAGCCCCCAGAGUUCAAAAUCCCUCCCAAGAACCCCGAGUCCCAAAACCCAAUCCCUUCCCCUUGUACCAGCCUCAAUAUCAAGCCCCCUAAGAGAGCCCCGAGCCCGAGCCCGAGAUUCAAAACCCGCCCGAAACCCCAGUCCGGGCGCCGCUCGAACGCCCGCCGCCUUUCCCCCCGCAACAGUGUCUGCCCGAGCUGA